GAAUAUUAUGUCGCACUACCCACUACCGGUUGCAGCCGUAUUUUGUCUUUUUUCGGAUGCGGAUACCCUCUUGCCUAAAUGGGUAGUUCCCCUUUAGUGUCGUAAAUAAACAAAUUAAGCCUUUGUUUUGAUGCCUCCUGCACAGAAGCUUAUAAAAUUGCAAAUUUAUCAACACUGAUCUCUAUAGUUACCAUAAGAGACUGUCUGUUAGUGUUACAAAAGUUAUUAAGAGUUACUAACAGUUAUUAAGAGUUCUUAGUUCUCUAGUUACUAUUAGUUACUAUUAGUUACUACUAAUUACUCUAACAUAGUACUAUACUAGUACACUAGUACCUAGCACUCCACCAUCUAGUAUCACUACCAUCUAGUACACCUCAUCUACUAGACCCCUCAUCUACUAGACCCCUUCUAACACCUCAUCUACUAGGACUACUCAAUUUACUAGUUCUACCACCAUGGACACUUCACGACUUGAUCAGAUAUGUGCUCUUGUCAAUUCCCUCGAACACAAAUCUAAUCAAGUAUUCACUACUGCCAGUCAAACUUCCAGUCUCCUAAAUACCUUUAGUCAUUCCAUUACUCAACUCAAUCGAGAAGUCGAUGAUAUAACUCAUCAAAUGGAAAAUAACUAUACGUAUGUUCGAGAGUUUACCAAUCUUUACGAAAAGGCCUUUUAUCUUGAAACUUCCAUAACUUCGAAUGAUCAUCUUACCAAUCUUGCAACCUUUGAUAAUUUGGCUCAGGAGUAUAAGUUCCUUCUUGAUAAACUAUCGCAUAAUGAGAGUAUAUCCACCAUCAAUGAUACCAGUACCAGUACCACUAGCACUACAACAACUAUAGUCAAACCUAUAUCGAAUAAGAUAUCUGUAUCCAACUUACAAUUAAAACCUAUACGAUGUAAUAGUAAGAAAGUGUAUAAACGGAAAUCCAAGUAUAGACUAUCCGGGAUAUUCAAUGUCAAUCCUGUCAGUAUUAGUACCAGUAAUAAUAAUAAUAAUAGUACUAUUAAUAGUAAUAAUAAUACUACUAGUAAUACUACUACUAAUAGUAAUAGUACUUCUAAUAGUGUCCCUGAAUUGGUUCUGUCUAGUAGUACUAAUAAUUCAUCACUACUUAACAAUAGUGAUCUAGAUCUAGACCUCGACCUAAACCUCAAUCUAGAUAUGGGUAUUACCAAUCAAUUAGAUACAGAUACAGAAACUAUCGCUACAUUGCCAACACUGCCGGGAUCAGAGAAGUUCUAUAACUACAACUACAACUACAACUGCAACUAUAAACAUCACCGAUCCAAUUCAUUGCCUGAAGCCAAUAGUUCAGGACUCUUUGCGUUUCCAACACCUCCCGAUAACGAUGAACAACUUCGAAUCAAUCGUCUUAAACACUUUAUAAGUUUUGGAAAUCUUCAUGAUCUACAUCAUUCUCCUGCAUUAGAAGAACCAGAACCAGAAACAGCUUCUAUUAAUUUAAAUUCAACUAUAGAAUUAGAUAACUUAUCCAUAUGCUCGGAAGUGUCUACGAUAUCACCCCCCACUACCAUGACUACCAAACAUCUACAAAGUGAUACAUUUGAGAAUUAUCUCCGGAAAUCUCAUAUCGAUCUCCAGCAACUGUUCCCCAAUAUACUUCGGAAAUCUUCAUCGUUUGAUAGUUUCUUAAGUGAAGCCUUUGAAGAACCUCCACCUCCACCUCCACCACAUCCCCAAACUUAUAGAAUUCAUAAUCCCAUAGAGAAUAUCCAUCUCAGUACGUCUCAAUUCGAAUUGGCUACCGAGACUACUGAACCCAUCUACUCUCGAAAGAAGAAACGAGUCACCUUUGAAGAUGAUGAUCCUAAACGGAAACUUAGUGAUAUCAUCUUAGCCAAUGAGAACAUUAAGAAACAGAUGGCUGCCCCUCCGUCUCCGUCUCCAUCUCCCACAAGUUCUUCAAAUUCAAAUUCAACCCCUUCAACUCCUACAAAGUCAAAAUCAAAUUCAAAGUCCACUAACUUCUCGUCUCUCUUUGGCUUAUCACUAAUAUCUCCCAAGAGAGAUCCUUCUACAACUUCUGAUGGUUCCACUACCACUACCACCACCAAUACUAUAGAAUUCUUUGGUAAAUCUCUUACCGAUAGUCUCAUGAAUCUCGUGAGUACUCCCACACCUCCUACUAAAUCUAAGUCUAAAUCUAAUUCUAAAUCUAAUUCUAAUUCUAAUGGAACUCCUGAUAAAAUUAGAGAUCUCAAGAGGAGAUCUCGUCAAUUUGAUAAAUCUAAAUCUAAAUCUCUUUCAAUCUCAAUCUCAAUCCCUAAUGACAAUCAAUCAAAGAGAUUACCUAUUAGAAUUCCUAAACCUAAUGGAGGAGCUUAUUCUUCAAGUCUCACCAUUGGUCCUAACCAUACUACAAUUAUUCAUCAUGGUGAAUCUUCGGUAUUCCGAAAACCUGUCAUGAGUAAAGUUAGUCAUCAAUCACUAAGAGAAGCCUUAUCUCAAAGUUUAUUGGAAUAGACAACAAAUAAAUAAAUAAACAAUUAAACAAAUAUUCAAGGUCAGUAUGACUCUUGAUUUGUUUAAUUAGAACUAAUUCU
Messenger RNA from Scheffersomyces amazonensis, 2566 nucleotides. RefSeq lists its product as uncharacterized. Lineage: Eukaryota; Fungi; Ascomycota; Pichiomycetes; Serinales; Debaryomycetaceae. The coding region runs from base 456 to 2486 and encodes 676 amino acids. The record is from RefSeq and is a predicted model, not a curated record. The transcript has a single exon.